AUGGGAUCACAAGAUCAGAAAAUCCUCCCUAAGGAGGGCCAGCGAAACAUCUUGAUCACUUCCGCGCUUCCAUACGUCAAUAAUGUUCCCCAUCUCGGCAAUAUCGUCGGCAGCGUUUUGUCUGCCGACAUCUUCUCUCGCUACAACAAGGCACGAGGGCGACCAACGCUCUACGUCUGCGGAACUGAUGAGUACGGAACAGCAACAGAGACACAAGCGCUGAAGGAGGGCGUGAGCCCCGAACAGCUCUGCGCGAAGUACAACAAGAUCCACGCCGAGAUCUACGAGUGGUUUGAGAUUGGCUUCGAUAUUUUCGGUCGUACGCCCACGAGACAGCACACUGAGAUCUCACAAGGUAUCUUCUUACAGCUCCACAAAGAGGGGCUGCUAGCAGAGCACACAAACACUCAACCUUUCUGUGAGAAGCAUGGAAAAUUUCUUGCCGAUCGCUUUAUCGAAGGGACAUGUCCAAAGUGCGGGUAUGACGAUGCCAGAGGCGACCAGUGUGAUAAAUGCGGCCAGCUGAUCGACCCUCUGGAACUUAUUAAUCCCCGCUGCAAAGUUGAUGGAGCGACCCCCAUCGUUAAAGAAACCAAGCACACCUACCUACGCCUCGACGAGCUGCAGCCCAAGGUGGAGGAGUGGGUCACUAAGUCGAUCGAGCACGGUGGCUGGUCCAAGAACGCCAAAGUCAUCACAGAGUCGUGGCUAAAACAAGGAUUGAAGGAGCGCGGGAUCACACGAGAUCUGCAGUGGGGUGUCCCGGUGCCCCUACCGGGCUACGAAAACAAGGUCUUCUACGUCUGGUUCGAAGCUUGCAUAGGCUACCCUUCAAUUACGGCUAACUACACUGAGGAGUGGAAAAAGUGGUGGCAUAAUCCCGAGCAAGUCCAGCUCUAUCAGUUCAUGGGUAAAGACAACGUUCCCUUCCACAGCGUUGUUUUCCCCGCAUGCCAGAUCGGAACUAAGGACAACUGGACAAGACUCCACCACCUCUCUGCGACCGAGUAUCUAAACUAUGAGAAUGGAAAGUUUAGUAAGAGCAGAGGCAUCGGCGUCUUCGGCAACAAUGCGCGCGAAACGGGCGUACCUGCUGAUGUCUGGCGAUACUAUCUUCUCAAGAACAGACCCGAGUCAAGCGACACACAGUUCGAGUGGCGCUCUUUCAUCGAUGGCAACAAUACGGAGCUACUGGCUAAGCUUGGCAAUCUGGUCAACCGAGUCAUCAAACUUGCCAAUUCGCCAAAAGCGUACACAGGCGUCAUUCCCGACUUUGAACCCGAUAACCUCCCUGCUCCCUUUGGUGAACACUUGAAAGAGAUCACCGAGCUCUUGCAGCAGUAUUUAUCAGAGAUGGAAGCAGUGAAGCUCCGCCAAGGCCUUCUUACUGCCAUGAAAAUUGCUGAAGCAGGAAACGGUCUCGUGCAAGCCUUCCGAUUAGACAACUCCUUGAUCGCCAGCGAGCCAGCGCUAGCCGCAGCGGUGGUCGGGACAGUCCUAAACUUGAUUUAUCUGUGCUCGGCCGUCUUCGAGCCAUAUCUGCCGGCUACCUGUGCGUCAAUACGGAGACAGCUGAAUGCCGACUUUCUUCUAAUUCCCUCGGAAGAGGAUAUAAGCGGUGGCUGGAAACCAACCUACAUUAAGCCCGGACACAAGAUCGGCAAGGCGGAGUAUCUCUUCACCAAAAUCGACGAGAAGAAGGCAGACGAGUGGAGAGAGCACUUCGGCGGCAACCAAGAAGAGCGAGCCAAGAAAGAAGAAGAGGAAGCUAAGAAGGCCGCGAAGAAGGCGGCUGAUAAGGAAAAGGCCAAGGCCAAGAAAGAAGCAAAGAAGAAAGCUGCAGGAGCAGGCGUCGAGAAGAGCGCCAAGGGCGGCGAAGGCAUGGCGCAGGCGAACGGCGAAGCGGGAGAUGCGGUGGAUAAGGUGGUUGACGGUGUCGCUCAGGUCUCCAUUCCCACCUCGUGA
Messenger RNA from Cyphellophora europaea CBS 101466, 1965 nucleotides. Its product is annotated as methionine-tRNA ligase. The transcript has a single exon. The record is from RefSeq and is a predicted model, not a curated record. Gene Ontology annotation, biological process: methionyl-tRNA aminoacylation. Gene Ontology annotation, molecular function: methionine-tRNA ligase activity; ATP binding. Gene Ontology annotation, cellular component: cytosol; aminoacyl-tRNA synthetase multienzyme complex. Lineage: Eukaryota; Fungi; Ascomycota; Eurotiomycetes; Chaetothyriales; Cyphellophoraceae. The coding region runs from base 1 to 1965 and encodes 654 amino acids.